This is a messenger RNA of Epithele typhae, 1173 nucleotides long. RefSeq lists its product as uncharacterized. The transcript has a single exon. NCBI's taxonomy places the organism in Eukaryota, Fungi, Basidiomycota, Agaricomycetes, Polyporales, Epitheliaceae. Gene Ontology annotation, molecular function: nucleic acid binding. Bases 1 to 1173 code for a protein of 390 amino acids. The record is from RefSeq and is a predicted model, not a curated record.
AUGGCGACUGUAACUCACUACAUCUACUCGCACUAUGAUCCGCCUCAGAGAAAAGAGGAUGAAGAGGCUGUUGCUGAUCUCGCUGAGGAGGACGAGGGAGACCCUUGGCUUACGGAAUCCACCUUCGGGGCCAGUCGUCGGGUCAAGAACGCCCUCACAUUCGUGCCUGCGGUCGUUUCCUAUGACGAGGUGAACAACAUGAUGGGCAGCGCUUCCUCCUCUCUUCCUUGCGCGGAGGAACCCAAAGCCUCUUCGCAAGUGAGCAGUUGGUACAAGUCCUUGACCCGCGCAUCCAAUACACCCUCAGGCUCUCUCGCUCCCACAACCCAAUCAUCUCCCAGAUUAUCACCAGGCCCAUCUGCCAGCGCCACCCCUACUCUCCCUGCCCCAACUGUCUCAUCCUCAUCAUCUACCUCCAUCUCUGUGAAGCCUCCCAGGGACAAGAACAAUUGGUUCAUUAGCAAUCCCAUCAGCUCGAAGCCUUCCUCUUCGCGAUCGACCCCUGCCCCCACUCUUGCCGACAUACUCUCCCGGGAGCCGCCGCCUGAGCGUACAGAACAGCCCUUUGUUCCACCAGUCUUCCUCCACAUCGGCCCGUCGAACAAAGGCUUCGCCAUGCUGCAGCGUGGCGGGUGGAGCGAAGGCGAGGCUCUCGGUGCCGGCGCCGCGAGACGCACACCCAGGCAGAAGGCACGGGAGAAGCGGCCGGCCAGGAGCAUCUUGGACGACCGAGAGCUCGCCACCAAGACCGAAGAGCAGGAGAUUGCGGUCGACGACGACGACGAGAUUCGUGAGGUGCGCCGUAUCGAGGUCGUCGAUCUCACCCUCUCCGAGUCAGAGGAAGAGGAGGAAGCUGAGGCGGUGCCCGACGGUCUGCCUCCCGCGAACGCCGGGACAUCGCAUAACCCCACCGCGCUGCUCACACCCAUCGCCACGGUGCUCAAAUCCGAUCGGCUCGGAAUCGGUCUGAAGGCGAAGCAGGUCGGGCCAUUCAAGGAGUCGAAGAAGCGGGUGACCCACAACCAGGCCGCUCUUGUUGCCCACAUCAAGGCUAACGAGGCGGUCCGGAUGCGCAAAGCAGUACUAGGUCGCGGCACCAAGGCAUUCGCUCGCGUUGCGAAAGCCGAAGCGGAGGUCCGUAAGAGACUGCUCUCGGACCUAAAUGCGGACUAG